AUGUUGCCACCGAUCCCCGACUGCUACCACGAGUACGAGCCGAUUCCUUUCGAGUCAGGUCGGCCACCCGUCGUGCUUUUGGGCGACGUCGCGUUCUUGAACGACCUCUUUGAUCAUCAGUGCUCGACGUUCGAGGCAAUGACGAUCGAGCCCAUCAUGAUUUGCGUCUCGGCCACCGCCGACCUGCCGCCCGUUCGACCCGCGCGGUCGCUCAGCACCUGCAGCAGCGUGAGCUUUGGCACGGACUCGGAAGACGGCGACGCGCUCGCCAAGAAGGUGUGCUCCGUGCCCGAGUGCCACCGCGCGGUGCGGUCACGCGGCGUCUGCAAGCGCCAUGGCGGCGGCAAAAAGUGCAUUGUCGCCAACUGCGGCAAGGAAGCCCAGAACGGCAGCUACUGCGUCGGCCACGGCGGCGGCAAGUCGUGCAAAAUCGACGGCUGCGUGAAUGCGUCGCAGUCCCAAGGCCUCUGCAAGGCCCAUGGCGGCGGUGCGCGUUGCAAGUACGCAGGCUGUGACAAGAGCUCGCAAGGCGGCGGACUCUGCCGGGCCCAUGGCGGUGGCAAGCGCUGCAACGAAGACGGCUGCAUGAAGGGCGCCCAGCGCGGCAACAAGUGCGCACGCCAUGGCGGCUGCCGGACGUGCACGAUCGGCGACUGCAACCGGACCGACCGCGGCGGCGGCCUCUGCGAGAUCCACCGCCAGGAAAAAUGUGCAAAGUCGCCGGCUGCAAGCGCCUCGGCAAGAGCCUUGGCUUGUGUACGCCCCAUAUUCGCGACUUUCGAGCCCAAGACGCACACUAAGUCCAGCGCCCGCUUGGUGUAA
Messenger RNA from Saprolegnia parasitica CBS 223.65, 822 nucleotides. RefSeq lists its product as hypothetical. Bases 1 to 822 code for a protein of 273 amino acids. The record is from RefSeq and is a predicted model, not a curated record. The transcript has a single exon. NCBI's taxonomy places the organism in Eukaryota, Oomycota, Saprolegniomycetes, Saprolegniales, Saprolegniaceae.